Messenger RNA from Durio zibethinus, 3921 nucleotides. Its product is annotated as protein SMAX1-LIKE 8-like. Lineage: Eukaryota; Viridiplantae; Streptophyta; Magnoliopsida; Malvales; Malvaceae. Gene Ontology annotation, molecular function: ATP binding; ATP hydrolysis activity. The record is from RefSeq and is a predicted model, not a curated record.
AGACUUUUUUUUUUCUUUUAUAAAAAAUCCCUCUCUUCUAUUCUAAAAUAAACAAAUAAAUAUUAUUUUAUUAAAAAGGUUUCUGUUUUUUUAUGAUAGCCGGCGAUGCCUACGCCGGUAAGUGUAGCGCGGCAAUGCUUAACGCCGGAGGCAGCUCACGCGUUAGAUGAGGCGGUGACCGUAGCGCGACGGAGGGGACACGCUCAGACGACGUCGCUCCACGCCGUCUCCGCUCUUUUAUCUCUCCCUUCCUCCGCCCUACGCGACGCAUGUGCCCGUGCUCGUAACGCGGCUUUCUCACCUCGCCUCCAAUUCAAAGCCUUGGAGCUUUGCUUAAGCGUGUCACUCGACCGAGUCCCCUCGAGUCAACUCGGCAACGACCCGCCUGUCUCCAACUCGCUCAUGGCCGCGAUAAAGCGGUCUCAGGCGAACCAACGAAGACAACCCGAAAGUUUCCACCUUUACCGCGACAUAUCGCAGCAAAAUCCUUCCAAUAUCUCGUGUGUCAAAGUCGAGCUCCAACACUUGAUUUUAUCGAUCCUAGAUGACCCUGUUGUUAGUCGGGUUUUCAGUGAAGCGGGUUUUCGGAGCUCCGAAAUCAAGCUAGCCAUCAUCCGCCCCCUCCCUAAUCUCUUAAGAUACUCUCGACCACGUGGCCCACCGGUUUUCCUUUGCAAUUUAGAAAAUUCGGAUCCAGGUUAUGAAAACACCCGGGUUCAGGGUCGUCGGGGAUUCAGUUUCCCGUUUUUGGGGUUUGCCUCUUUUUAUGAAGGAGAAGGAAAUUGUAAGAGAAUAGGAGAAGUUUUGGCGCGAAGGAGGAAUCCACUACUUGUCGGUGUAUGUGCUUACGAUGCACUCGCGAGUUUCACGGAAAAUUUGGAGAAAAAAAAUGAUGGUUUUUUGGGUAAAGAAAUAUCAGGGUUAAAUAUAAUUUGCAUAGAAAAAUAUAUUUUAAAGUGCAUUAAUGAAGGGUUUAACAAAGGCGAGGCGGAUUUAAAAUUUGAAGAAAUGGGUCGGGUCAUAGAGCGGGAAAUGGGAGGAUCCGGGGUGGUAGUGAAUUAUGGGGAUUUGCAAAUUUUUGUUAGUGACAAGUGUAAGGAUGAUGAUGAUAAUGAUGAUGACAAGGCUGUUGAUGAAGAAGAUGGAGUUGGUUAUCUGGUUGGACAGUUAACGAGGUUAUUACAGGUUUAUGGAGGGAAAGUGUGGGUGUUGGGAGCUGCAACAAGUUACCAAACAUAUUUGAAGUUUUUAAGCAGGUUUCCUUCAGUUGAAAAACACUGGGAUUUGCAGAUUUUGCCUAUUACUUCUCUUAGGAAUUCAUUGCCUGAGUCUUACCCAAAGUCCAGCUUGAUGGAGUCAUUUGUUCCAUUUGGUGGGUUCUUUUCUACACCUUCUGAGUUAAAGGGUUCUUUAAGCAGCUCAUAUCAACAUGUUCCCCGCUGCCAUCUAUGCAAUGAGAGGUGCGAACAAGAAGUAGUUGCAAUUUCAAAGGGAGGAUUCAAUGUUUCAGUGGCAGAUCAGUACCAAUCUACACUGCCUCCUUGGUUGCAGAUGACUGAGCUUUGUGCAAACAAGGGAGUAGAUAUGAAGACCAAAGAUGAUGGAGGGUUAUUAAACACUAAGGUAGCGGGACUACAAAAGAAGUGGGACAAUAUAUGCCAGCGCCUUCAUCACACUCAUCCAGUUCCUGAGUCAAACACCUAUCAAGCAAAUCCUUCAGUCCCAACAGUUGUGGGCUUUCAUUUCAUCCAAGACAAGAAGGAAGAUGCUCAUGGUCAUAGUAGCAACAACACAAAUACACUACCCAAUGAAAAUAAUUGCAUAAAUGUAAAUUCAUGCUCACCUGUUAAUUUUCAAAAGAUGUCUACAUCGCAAUUGGACAAUCCUUCCUCUGCAGUAUCCAAGACUAAGAAUGGAAGUUUACUGUCCAAACUACAGGAAAAACCUUCCAAAGCAGGUGACUUUGAGGCAAUUGAACCCAUAUCUCCUUGCAGUUUGUCCAAUUCAAGUGUGGGUGAUGGUAGUCAAACAUCUCCUACAUCUGUCACUUCUGUGACAACAGAUUUAGGGUUGGGUUUAUGCUCAGUUUCUUCAAGCAACAAAUUGCUGAAACCUACAACUCAAAACCGUACAGGGCUUGCACAGGACUUUUCAGGUUGCCUUCCUGCAAACAUUGAUGUUAUCAAUGGGAGUGUCUCUGGCCAUCCAGCUCAGUCCUCAUCCUCUUCAUCUACUGACUUUGGUGGACUGCUUGAUCCAAGCAAUUUCAAGAAGCUUUUUACAGCUGUCACUGAAAGAGUAGGCUGGCAAGAUGAAGCUGCAAGUGUUAUUUGCCAAACAGUAGCCAACAGCCGCGCAAGAAAUGAAAAAUGUCAUGGAGCCAGUCGAAGAGGUGAUAUAUGGUUGAAUUUCAGUGGACCUGAUAGAUGUGGCAAAAUGAAAAUUGCUGUUGCUCUUGCAGACAUAAUAUAUGGAAGCAGAGAGAAAUUCAUCUGCAUGGAUCUAAGUGCCCAAGAUGGGGUGACUCAUAGACACUUGCUCUUUAAUUGUCAGGAAGUGAAUUAUGAUUUAAGGUUUCGAGGGAAGACUGUGGUUGAUUAUGUUGCUGAGGAGUUGAGCAAAAAGCCCUGGUCGGUUGUCUUCCUUGAAAAUGUAGAUAAAGCUGAUAUUCAGGUUCAAAGCUGCUUGUCUCAGGCUAUCCAGAUUGGCAAGUUUUCAGAUUCACAUGGAAGAGAAGUCAGCAUCAACAAUGCUAUAUUCGUGACAACUUCAACAUUAACAAAGGAAAAUCAAGUUGUUUGUCAUAAAGCACAAACAUCUAAUUUUUCUGAGGAUAAAAUAUUGAGAGCCAAGGGCUGGCCGCUGCAGAUUUUGAUCAAGCAUCAAGAUAACACAAUUGGCCAAGACUUGAGGGUGCCUGUUACAACAAGAAAAAGCAUUUCUAAGCAGGGUUUUUUGAAUAAAAGAAAGCUAAUCGGCUCUCAUGAUACAGUGGAGCAGCAUGAGACCAUGGAAAUGGCCAAACGGGCUAAUAGGACAUCAUCUUGGAAUCUAGAUUUGAACAUUCCAGCUGAAGAAAGUGAAGUGCAGGAAACUGAUGAUGGAACUGUUGACAAUGACACCAUUGCUGAGAACCCCACGCCUUGGUUGCAAGAUUUCUUUGGUCAACCUGUCAAAAAUGUGGUUUUCAAACCAUUUGAUUUUGAUGCACUUGCUGAGAAAGUAUUGAAUGAUAUAGACCAGAGUUUCCGUAAAUUUAUCCGCUCAGAGUGUUUGUUAGAGAUAGACUCAAAAGUUAUGGAACAACUACUAGCAGCUGCAUACUUAUCAGAUGAGUAUAGGGUGGUGACAGAUUGGGUGGGACAAGUUCUUAGCAGGGGAUUUGCAGAGGUUGAGAAGAAAUACAACCUCAACACUCACUCCGUUGUGAAACUUGUUCCCGGUGAGGAUCUUCCUUCUGUGAAAACACUAGGAGUUGGCCUUCCCCCCCAAAUUAUUCUGAAGUAAUGUCUUUUCAAAAGCCUAAUCUCAGUAGUUAGGUGCAUAAGCAUUUAGCAUCUAGUGAAUUAUGUUUAGCUUCUUCAUCCCAUAAUUUUUUGGGCUUCUUCUCUUCUCCCAGGUUACUAGGUUGUGUAUUGUUACCAUGUUAAAUGUAUAAUCUGUAGUCAAGUGCCAGUGUGGUUCAUGUCUUCACCACCAAAAGAAAAAAAAAAAAAAACAGUUGUAGUUGCUCAAAUUUCUUGCUUGGUUUGUUUGAACAUGGCUGCAGAUCCUUGUUAUAACUUUUGCCAAGGUCUGUGACUCUGUUAUCUCAAUGGAUAGUAUCAAGCAAACGGAAGCAAUCUGCAAUUAUAUUGUUCUGUUUAUUUGUCAUAAAUUUGUGGUGAAAAAUGAAUAAUUGGCGACAGAUUCAAGUGUUCA